CCCGGCGGUUGCCGACCAGAGCGUCACCGGACAAAGGCUCAGUGUGAGCGGGCACUCUCCGACGGACACUCCUCACGCCUUCAAUGCUGUAAAAGUUCACUAUCGGUAUUUUUAAAAUAGAGUUUCUAAUAUAAAAACAGAACAACAGGUGAACGCGACUUGUGUGUGUUUUUUUCUCCUUCCUUCCAAUUCCAUGCAACCUGCUCCGGCUUGUUUGAUGGACUGAAUCAUCAGCACAUUCACGGCGACAGUCUCACCUCUUCGGGCUACUUUUGCUCCCUUUGACGGGACCAGUUUGUGCUUUUUUGGGAUAUUGUACACAUCCUCACGUUUGUGGCGGUCUGCGGGUGUGUAAAAGUGCCCCAGGUGACAAAGAUGGAAGCCCCACUUGCAGGGCGUCUGCGGGCUGUGUUUACUAUCUUCAUCAUCCUCCGCUCCACAGCUUCAAGCGACCGGGACCUGAACUUCUGCGGGACCUGGCGCCACGGCAAACACCCGCUGAGCCUGAGGUUCAACAUCACCCCCGGCUGCGACGGCGUCUCCAUAUCGGCCGACGAGAGGUCUCUGGCCGUCCACGGGCACAUGGCGGCUCAGUGCAGACGCUCCGGUGUGCAUCAACUCAGUCAGGAGGCGUUCGACACCCGAGAGGAGAGUCGCUUCUGCCUGCACUGGGAGCCGCUGCAGGACCAGCUGAAGCUGCAGGUGGGAGGGAAGACCUUCCCUCUCUGCUGGCCCACCGGCAUGCCGGAGUCCUGCUGCACGUACCUGUCCCACGGCUCCAACGCACCCGAGACCGCCUACGGCGUCGCCCACGGGACCAUCGGGGAUGACAUCAUCACGCACAAAACGCUGGCUGCCUACAGUUUCGCCGGAAGCUCGGUCCAGUGCGCAACCUUCUGUCCUGGGGGGAGCCGCGGAUCCGCUCAAGUCAACGUGACCGACCCGGCUGCGAUGGGUUCUGUUGGGAAUGCGGGGGCUCCCUGUGCGGCCCUCAGCUCUGAGGUGGAGAUGGAGGAGGACUUUGGCGGUGCGGACAUCAGCUCGCCUCUGGCGGAAGGCGAGCCCCCGGAGCUGGUGACCUCCAUCCACCUCCCCCCGGCCUUGAAGCAGGCCGCAAAAACCAACAGCAAAGUCGUCUACACCUUCUUCAAAAACAACUCUCUGUUCCAGGAGGGCCUCGAGGAGGCGAGGAUCCUGGACGACGUGGUGGAAAUCUCCAUCGGCAACGAGGUCAUCAGGGACCUGCCCGAGCCAAUCAGGAUUGGCUUCCAUCAUCACGUCGUCCCUAAAACACAUUCACGGACGUGUGUCUCGUGGGACGCCAGGAGAGAUCCGAUGAAGGUGAAGUGGUCGGUGGCGGGAUGUAAGACGCAGCAGAGAGGAUCCAAACACACGGAGUGUCUGUGUGACCAUCUGACCUACUUCACAGUGCUGGUGCAAGUGAAGCCUGGCCCGGUGCGCCACCUCCUGGCUUUGACUGCCAUCACAUCUCUUGGCUGCGCCGUGUCGGUCAUCAGCUGCAUCGCUCUCAUCGUCUUCCUCUGCAGGAGAAGGCGAGCGAAGGACCCGUCCACACCCAUCCACCUGGGCUUGGCCGUGUCCCUCACCUUCCUCAACCUGCUCUUCUUCUUCACGGGGGUCCUGGCGAACGUGGGCGGCCACGAUCUGUGCGUCCUGGCGGCGGCGGGCCUCCACUACGCCCUGCUCAGCUCCUUCUCCUGGAUGGGGAUAGAAGUUUUCCACACCUUCUGGCUGGUCUACGUGGUCUUCAGACCCUCGCCAAACCUCUGUGUGUGGAACCUGCUGGGCUUUGUCCUCCCCGCGGUGCCCAUCGUGGUCCUGGCUGCGGUAGGAGACGUUUACGGCCUGAGGGAGGUGGCGUCCAGCGAGGACGAAGACGAUCCCUUUCUGAUGUGCUGGAUGAAGAAGAAUGACGCGGCUUUGCUGGCUCACUACUUCACCAACCUCACCUUCCUGGCCAUCCUGGUGUCUGCGGGCCUGGUGAUGCUCUUCCUGGUCUACAGGGAGAUCCGGCCCAGGGACGAGUGGCGGAAGAACCGCGUGGCCUUCUUCAGCAUCUGGGGCCUCAGCUGUCUCUACGGGACCACCUGGGGUCUCACCUUCCUGGACUUUGGACCCUUCUCGGACUUUAUUCUCUUCCUGUCCUGCAUCCUCAACUCUUUCCAAGGCUUCCUGCUGAUGCUGCGGUUCUGCGUGCUGGACUGGAUGCGCAAACACCAGGUGAGGAUGAAAGAGUCGCCCGCCAAGGUUCGCCACGUGCCCGCGUCGCCGUCCACCAUCAGCCAGGAACCCCUGGAGCCGCUUUGCUCCAGUUCUUGACCCUUCCCGCCUGACCGGCGUCACUCAGGUAAAGCCUUCACGCGGGCCUGGAGCCUGCAUGUCUGUCAAGAUCUACAACACCUAGACUGGCUCUAGUUGUCCAAGGGAAUCUUUUUUUUUUUUAAUCAGAGCAAAAUGAAGCUUUAUUUGCAGACAGUCCCUGCACUGAUAUUUCCUCUUUGCUGUUUGGACCUCAGCUAAUCUUUGGAUUUGGGUUGUGUACGGUUUUAGCACUUUAGAUUUUCUAUGUGUUCAUGUCUGGGGAGGGCGUGUUCUAUGAUGCUGUUUGGAUCCGUUGUCUGACAACUUGUCCAAAACGAAUUAUGUAAAUAAAUACUACGAUCAUUAUUGGACCGAUGUGAGGGAAUUAUGAUAUCAUACCGAUAAAUCCGAUAACAUUAAAAAUAGCUCCGAUUGUAUUAUUAUUAUUGGGGCCACGUUGAAAAAUAUAUUCAUAUCUGAGAUUUGGAGAAUAAAGUGGUAAAUUUAUGAGGAAAAAAGUCGUAAGAUUAGGAGAACAAAGUGGUGAUAUUAGACGUCUUAAGUGUCGGAAGCUUUUGUGUAGAACGUGGCAGCAAAACACAGCAUGUAGCGUUUAGAUUAGCAUGUGGCUAGCUAGCCCUGCUCACUUCCGUCUUCUGCACACUGACCCGCCCACAUGCCCAAGACCGGGGGUCAUCACAUAAGCCCCCCUUUUUCAUAGCUGUCUCAGGCAAUGCCUGGAGCAUAAAGUUAGCAGUUUUUGCUCCUAAAUUCACGACUUUAUUCUCCGAAUGCUGCAGGUUUUUUCUCAUAAAUGUGUGACUUUAUUGUUGCAAAUGUACAACUUUACUCUCAAAAGCUCCCAUUAUUUUAAUACUUUAAUAUGUUGUAACAGGCAUCGCCUGAGACAGCUAUGAAAGGGGGUGGCCAAUAUUACAACUUUUUUCCCCAUAAAUGUAUGACUUUAUUCUCGUAAUUGCACAAUUUUUUUCUCGUAAAUUUACAACUUUAUUCUUGUAAAUUUACUUUUUUCCCCCAUAAAUUUACGUCUUUACUCUCAUAAAUUUAUGAUUUUUUUCAAGUAAAUUUAUGACUUUUUUUCAGAAAUGUACGACUUUAUUCUCUGAAAUUUAUGACUUCAUUCUCAUAAGUGUACGACUUUUACGACUUUUUUCUCGUAAAUUUACAAUGUUAUUCUCGAAAUCUCAGAUUUUUUUUUUUUUUUCAAUGUGGCCCUAACACUCUGUCAUAAGCGAUAACCGAUCAUUUUUUAAAAACACGCUCCAAUGAGGCGAGAUUACCCGUAUGUUUUUUUUUUGCACAAACUACACUUAAAUGUACAUUUUUAAAAAGAAGAUGGGAAAAGUUAGCAGUUAUCGGUAUCACAUCGGUCUUGAGAAGCAGAAAGUUAUCUGUGUCGGUUUGAAAGAAAAAAAGUACCGUUAUUUCCUGAUUUAGUGGCAGGAUUUUUCACUCAAGUGCAGAGAGCGCUAGGCAUUCAUCACUUUUCCUGAAAUGUUUGCGCUGCACUUUUCCCUCUCCUCAUCAACUUCAGCUUUACAGAUGCCACCUCGGUGUGGGGUGACGUCUACCACGACACGUGAUGGUGUCACAUAUCAUAAUAAAGCGGCACCUCCAAACGCCACACUUUGUACAAUUUUUGGGAUAUUAUGUUUAGCAGCUUUUACGAAGUUCAGCUUUACAGAUGCCACGUUUUGAGCUAAUUACCGCCCCCUAGCGGCACCGAUCUGAGGUGCAGCAUUUAUGUAAUUGACGGAUGCACCCGGCGAUUAAUUGAAUUGGAGCGGAGGCCGGAUGUCGGCUCCUCAGGUGUCCCGUGUGAUAUGUGGCGGUAUUUUGGAGGCCCGGCGUUUAUUAGAGCGGAGGCCACUAUUUGAGGAAAUACGCUAAGCACAUAAAGAAAGGGACGUUUAUGAGGGUGGAAUUAUUUUUGUUGCAUUCGGACGCCCUGACGAUUGCGGUCACCGUAACGAGAGCACAACACGUGUCCCAAAAAGGGAACAAAGGCAUUUAUUUUGAAAGCACAGCUUGUUCCAAAAGGGCGUUUCACAUUUCAUGUUACGCAACGACGCAGGGCGUUGGAAGUCAUCUGAUCUGUUUUGGAGAAAAGAUACAUUUAGCUGGUAUCAUUUGGCCAACAUGGUGUACUUUGGAAGUAGUACUUUGUCACAUUAUGUGUUUUUGUUUCUUUCCCCGUAAGAGUGAAUGUGAAUUGUUAGAAACUGUGACAUUUGCACUACUUGUGUGUCUUCUGUUGUCGUUCUGCUUGUUGAUUGUAAAUAAACAU
This is a messenger RNA of Dunckerocampus dactyliophorus (ringed pipefish), 4630 nucleotides long. RefSeq names its product adhesion G protein-coupled receptor G1 (gene adgrg1). The transcript has 15 exons. Gene Ontology annotation, biological process: cell surface receptor signaling pathway; adenylate cyclase-activating G protein-coupled receptor signaling pathway. Gene Ontology annotation, molecular function: G protein-coupled receptor activity. Gene Ontology annotation, cellular component: membrane. The coding region runs from base 376 to 2340 and encodes 654 amino acids. The record is from RefSeq and is a predicted model, not a curated record. NCBI's taxonomy places the organism in Eukaryota, Metazoa, Chordata, Actinopteri, Syngnathiformes, Syngnathidae.